CAUCAUAUUUUCUUUAAAAAAAAUCACAAGUGCGAAUUUGCCAUAGCUACAGGCUACAACUGCCAACGGCAACGCAAAUGUAAAAAAAUCGAAGUAAAUAAUAACAUAUUAUACCAAUUUUUUUUCAUUUUGCCGUUUGUUUACAUUGUUGCAACGUACUUGUACUUAAAUUAUAAUUUAUAUUGACAAACAUUACCUUAUAUGCUAUACGCGCGAGUUUCGUUUUUUUUUUAGUUCUUUUUUUUCUAACGUUUAAAUAUUUUGCUAAUCGACAAGUUCAUAUCAUCGCCAGAAUGGGCUAGCCUACAACGACAACAGCACCGAUUGCACAACAAGAUGACCAGAUACUGAUUGCAGAAAUGGCUUUUUUUAAGCUCUUGAACCUAUCCCAACCUGUGGUGUAACAAUGAAAAGUAUUCAUUACAAUGAAGUUUCUUUUUUAAAUACCAACGUGAAAGGUCACACAAUGGCUACGACAAAUGACGAUUUUGACGAUGCCGAGCAGCUUCGACUGAUUGCACUACAAUCAAUGGUCAGACGCACAAUGAAAAGCAACUCUAAUCAGACAAAUGACGACCAAGAUAUAUUAUUGUUGAGAGCAGCCGCACUUCAGUCCAUCGCAUCUAAGAUUGACAAUCGAAAAAAUACAAAGAAACCUAUCAAAAUAAAAAGUAGUAGUAUAAAAAGUCAAAAUGUCAGAGCCAAGAAACGAAGUAAAAGCGAUAGGUUACCUUCACCGAGUAAAAACCAUAAACAUCGGGGAAAACGGAAAAAGGAAGACAAUCUAGCCAUAGACAAUUUGUCGAUUGAUAAUUAUGAAAAUGUUAUAGAAGAUAACAAAGAAAAACCUGUUGAACCAAAUAAGGUAGAAGCAAAAAAAAUUGUAAAAAAUGGAAGUAUGUUACUUUCGAAUUUGAACUCUGAAGGAAUCGAUGAAACUAUGGUUAUAAAAAUAACGUUUAGUUCAACAGAAAGCGAUGAUUCAUCAAGCGACACCGACGAUAGUAAAGUGAAAGAGAGUGUUUAUUUCAAUAACGACAGUGAUUCUUUGAGAUUACGUCUCAACCCUCCGGCAGUUGAUCAGCAAAGAAGUGCAGACAAUUUUAACAGCAAUAAAGACAACUCUGUGAUUCUAGAAGACCAUAAGUUAAAAAAAACCGAAGUCGGCAUGGAAAAGUUAUUGAAUUUAUUAAAAAUGUGUAAUUCAGAAAUUGAAAAACGCGAUCAGCAAGUAAAAAUAUUGCUGGAAGCUUACAACACGUAUAAGAGUCUCGACAGUUCAGUUCAUUCAAUGCUGGAAUCAAUUAAAGCUGUACAUAAGGAAUUGUCUGAGCUCAAUCCCACUGAAAAUACUUAAACUGACUUUCAGACCAAUGUUACUUGCAAGGGAAACUAUUUAAUUGUUAUGAGACAACAUGUUCAUUUAAUUUAUAAAAAGCAAUUUUAUUUAAAACUCUGGACUAAAAUUUUCAUUUAGGGGGUGGGUGAGGCGGGUUAUAAUCUUUUUAUUGUUUACUUCUGAAAUUAUGGAUUUUUCUAAUACUUAAUAAUAAUUUUUAAAUCCGAUUUACCUCUACUAAAAUAAAUAUUUUUUCACUCAUCGAGUAUGUUUUAUUAAGAAAUUUCCUUUAUAGAUUCGUGCUCUGUUUUCGUUCAUUCUACAAUCCGUUGACUCGCAACAAUAAAUAAAACGUUUGCAUUUAACGUUUUAGUAAAUAGAAAAAAAAAAAAAUGACAAACUGAUACACUAAUAAUGUACAUUUUUCAGUUCUGUCGCUUAAAAACCCUGCCCGUAUUGUCACUCUUGACAUAUAUUUUUUUUUUUUUUAGAUGUAUUCUUUAUUGACGAAGACAUCAUUGUCUUUAACAAAAUCUAUUGAAAUGGCGAAAACAUACAUUUAGGUUAUUGUCUGUGAACAAGUCGUUACAAUAAUAUUUUACGCAAAUAUAUAGUUUUUGUCGCUUAUGUUCGACAAACGAUUUUUGGUCGUAAGUGUUUCUUCCGACGAUUAUUUUUUAAACUCAUUUGUUUUUAUUGUUUUGCAGAUGUCGUGUGAUGCGAACGAUGCAACAGGAAUGUGUCAUAAUUGUAAUUAAUAAUUGUUAACAAUUAUUAUUUUGUUCUAACAUAAUAAGAUUAUAAUAAGAAAAAUAUAAUAUGUUUUAAA
Molecule: messenger RNA, 2168 nt
Organism: Adelges cooleyi (spruce gall adelgid)
Lineage: Eukaryota; Metazoa; Arthropoda; Insecta; Hemiptera; Adelgidae
Exons: 4
Coding region: 407-1357 (316 amino acids)
Source: RefSeq, a predicted model, not a curated record